Topomyia yanbarensis is the source of this 2947-nucleotide messenger RNA. RefSeq names its product synaptotagmin-5. Gene Ontology annotation, biological process: regulation of dopamine secretion; cellular response to calcium ion; calcium-ion regulated exocytosis. The transcript has 8 exons. Lineage: Eukaryota; Metazoa; Arthropoda; Insecta; Diptera; Culicidae. The record is from RefSeq and is a predicted model, not a curated record. The coding region runs from base 62 to 1591 and encodes 509 amino acids. Gene Ontology annotation, molecular function: calcium-dependent phospholipid binding; calcium ion binding; syntaxin binding.
UUCGUGGUUGAAAAUUAUUUUGUGACAUUUUUUGAAGUUUAAUGCGAACUGAAUAAAACAAAUGGCAUUUGUAAGUUCUGCUGUUCUGGGCGCGGCCGCCGGAGCUGGACUGGCUCUGUUAGUUGCCGUUACGAUAGUAGUGUAUCGUUAUUAUGUUGUUAGACGCAAGGGAAAAGAAUGGGCUGAGCUAGAUCGGUUGGAAGAACGGAAGGCAGCGAGAAGAAUUAAAUUACGACAAGAGUGCAGCGCUAUCAGAGGUUCCCAUCCUGUGCAACCAGUUUCCAAUAUUCCACCAGUUGGGGUAAUCAUCGAAAGAAAAAGCUCACUGAUAGAUGUGCGCUCAAGUUCUUUACAAACGAUACUCGAUCAGAUACAGUCAUGCUCUGGCCACCAGAAGAAAGCAACAUCUGCUUCAAGGGACAAUAGUUUGGAAAGUGUGCAUUCUCAAGCGUCGACUCGCCGAAAAUUGUCUUAUGAAUUGUCAUCAAAUUCCAAUGCAGAAACUCGCUCGACGGUUUCUGAUAACUUUGUAAUACAGAAAUCUCGAUCGCCCAACCGCAUGAGCACGUACAGUUUGGAAGGUCAUCCCCCUUCGUAUUAUGAAGGAGGAAAAAAUUUAGCCUCUGGAGGUAAACCGAGGCUAACGGGAUCUCUAAAGAAAAGACAAAGUACUGCCUACAAUGCGAGCAUGCCCCGACCGGGAUACUUGAUCGCCUCAGAUAGUCCAAUUAGUUCGAUAAAAUCGGACAGCAAUCGAUCACAGCGGAGACAAGUUCCAGUGAUUAUGGCUGCACAUGACAUAAACACUGUGCUGGGAAGAUUCCAUUUCAAGCUGAAGUAUGCUGUAGACAGGGAAGAAUUGUUGGUGCACCUGGUUGAAGCCCAAGAAUUGAUGCCGCUAUCGGAAAAUGAUUUUCGAGAUCCGUAUGUGAGAAUGUUUAUUAACACUGACGACACAAAUCGGGCACUACAAAUUGCCAUUCAUCGAACUGAAACUCAUCCGUACUUUGAUCAAAGUGUCUCUCUUCCGUUGAGGUCGAAAAAUUUGGUGAAGAGCAAUUUUGUCAUACAGCUUUUGGACUACGACCGUUUUUCGCGUGACGAAGUGAUCGGAGAAAUUCGAUUUCUACUCAACAAAUUGGAUUUGUCUGGAUGUGAAAUAUGGGGUGAUAUGAUUGCUGCUAAACGAUGCACCGUGGAUGCUCCAGAGUUGCUGAUUUCUUUGAGUUACUUACCACAAGCUGAACGACUGACGAUUGUCGUAAUGAAGGCAAAAAAUUUAAACGUGCACGAGCCGUUCGUUAAGCUCUACUUGACAAUAAAUGAUAAGCGCAUAAAGAAGUGCAAAACCAGUGCCAUUCGGGCCGCGGAUCCUGUGAAUCCAAUCUGGAACGAGGCGUUCAUAUUCGAACUCCCUUUUUCUCUAAUUCAGGACACUGGAGUUGAACUGUUCGUAACUUCCAAGGAAAAAAGGCAGCAUGAACCUGGUUGUGCUAUUAGACUACAUGAGACAGGAACGGGUUCACAGCACUGGAAAGAUUUGAUGCAUAACAAUCGUAAACCGAUUGCCAUGUGGCACGUGUUACGAUAAAUGAUCCACUUUUUGAGAAUGUAUACAGCAUAUAUUACCUCUUGUUUAUAGUCUGACACAACCGAGAUAGAGUGCAAGAUUAAUAGUAAUACAUCGGAUGAUGUGAUUGAUACCUCCCAGCCAAGGUUUCAAUCAGCGUUUCUACACAAUUGUUUUGAGUUACAGGAAAAUCUUUAAAGUAAAAGUAAAUGCAAAUUAUUUGUAUUUGGUGAAAGUAAAUUCCGAAGAGAACUGAAUUAUUUGAUAAUGGUUUCUAUCGAGUUUCCUUCUUAAAAUAGCUGUGGAAAGCAUCCAGCAACGUCUGUUCAAGUCAAACUUGGCAUUUUCGAAAUAAAUUUCACACAGAUCAGGUUAUAUGAAAUUCGGUAAUCGGAUUCUCAAACAUUAAAUGAAUAAUGGUCAACACGUUGAAUAGUAGCCAUGUGAUAUUUUGUAUUGAAUGUUGCACAUAACUUUUGCUGACAUCUGCAUGACUAUUUUAUUUUGAGUGGCUACCGUCUUUUAUUGCGGUUGAUGUGUAGUAAUGUUUUGGUUAAUAUAGUAUUACAUGCAUCCUUGAAUAAAAUAUUACGUUGUCGACUGUAGGCUGUAUCCAUUGAAGACCCGUUUUUAUCAGCCCCCGAUGUUAUCAGUUUUUUACCUGAUUUUGUCGACCAGCCAGGGUUGUGAGGCUAUAUCUAAGAAUUAAAUAAGAAUGUUUUGUCAGCUUCUGUUUAUUUAAAACAAAAUUAAUAAAUAUGUUUUGUCACUGUUUUGUCAUCCUAACAUUAACCAUAGGGGCUGAUAGAAACGGGUCUUCGCUGUAAAUGGUUUAAAAAGAUAUCUGUUACCAUGAACCCAAAAAGUUUUAAAUUUAUACUCUUCAUUAGUACUAUCCGAGCGUUUGCUGUAAACAACACAAUGAAAUGUUUCUCGCGGAAAAGGGUCAGAAAUAGCCGAAUUGAUCUGUAGUAGAGAAAAGUAAGCUGCACACCAAAAAUAAACAAAUAAACGACAUGUAAAUCAAUACUAAUGUAAACAUACAUAACUUGAAUCAAAAAUUUGAUUGAAAAUUAAAUAAAAAUCAAUGCAAUUAUUUGAAGCAUCAAAAAGCCUAUGAUUCUACACUACCUUUCGUAAGCUAUUACAUGUCAAAUAUUUUACAACGAUAUUGGAAUAAAAAUAGAUAAAAAUGCGCUGGUUUAUUCCGAUAAUGAAACUGCAAUUUUCAAUGAACCUUCGAUGAAGAUUCAAUGAAAUUUAAGCGACUUGUCGACAAAUCGACAUAAUUGUAAACAAAUAUUGGAUGAAUUUACUUUCAAAUCAAAGGAAAAUCAAUGUACACAAUGAAAGCAUCAAAAAGCAUUAGAGAGCAUU